AUGCUCCUGUCAUGUUUAACAGGACUAGCGGCUGGAAUAGUCUUCCUGCAUUUCUUGCAGAAACUCCUGUUUCCUUACUUCUGGGACGAUUUCUGGUUCCUGCUGAAGGUGGUACGCUAUGGAAUUCGGAUGGAGAAGUACGUCCUGAAAGGGGAGCUGUUCACAGUCCUGGAUAAAUUCCUGAGUCUUGCCAAGAAGCAGCCCCAGAAACCUUUCAUCAUCUAUGAGGGGGACAUCCACACCUAUCAGGAUGUAGACAAAAGGAGUAGCAGAGUGGCCCACGUCUUCCUGAACCAUUCCACGCUGAAAAGGGGGGACACCGUGGCUCUUCUGAUGAGCAAUGAGCCUGACUUCGUCCACGUGUGGUUCGGCUUGGCCAAGCUGGGCUGCGUGGUGGCCUUCCUCAAUUCCAACAUUCGCUCCAACUGCCUGCUGCACUGUAUCCGCAGCUGUGAGCCCCGGGCCCUCGUGGUAGGCGCAGAUCUGCUUGAAACUGUAGAAGAAAUCCUUCCAAGCCUCCCAGAAGGUAUCACCGUUUGGGGAAUGAGUGAUUCUGUUCCACAGGGCAUAACUUCACUCAAAGAAAAACUAAGCACAGCAUCUGACAGGCCCGUGCCCCGCAGCUACCAUGUGGCUUCAAGUCUCAAGUCUCCUCAUCUUUAUAUUUUUACAUCCGGAACUACAGGUCUACCAAAAGCAGCUGUAAUCAGUCAGCUGCAGUCUUUAAAGGGUUCUGCUGGCUUGUGGGGUUUCGGUUCUACUGCUAAUGACAUCAUUUAUAUAACUCUUCCUCUGUAUCAUAGUUCAGGAUCUCUUGUGGGAAUUGGUGGAUGUGUUGAGUUGGGAGCUACUUGUGUGUUGAAGAAGAAAUUCUCAGCAAGUCAGUUUUGGAAUGACUGCAGAAAGUUUAAUGUGACUGUGUUUCUAUAUAUUGGAGAACUUUGUCGCUAUCUUUGCAAACAACCUAAGAGAGAAGGAGAAAAAGAUCAUCAAGUGCGUUUGGCAGUUGGAAAUGGUGUACGGAGUGAUGUAUGGAGGGAAUUUUUAGACAGAUUUGGAAAUAUUAAGAUGUGUGAGCUUUAUGGAGCUACUGAAGGAAACAUUAGUUUCAUGAAUUACACUGGAAAAAUAGGAUCCGUUGGGAGAACAAAUUUCUUUCACAAACUUCUUUUCAGUUAUGACUUACUAAAGUAUGAUUUUCAGAAAGAUGAACCCAUUAGAAAUGAACAGGGCUGGUGUAUUCAUGUGAAAAAAGGAGAACCUGGGCUGCUCAUUUGUCGAGUGAAUAAGAAGAAUCCCUUCUUUGGUUAUGCCGGGAGUAAGAAACACACAGAGAAGAAACUGCUUUGUGAUGUUUUUAAGAAGGGAGAUGUUUACUUUAACACAGGAGACUUAAUGGUGCAAGAUCAGGACAAUUUCUUUUAUUUCUGGGACCGUAUUGGCGACACUUUCAGGUGGAAAGGAGAAAACGUUGCCACCACAGAGGUUGCUGACGUUAUUGGAAUGUUGGAUUUCAUACAGGAGACAAAUGUCUAUGGGGUGACAGUGCCAGAUUAUGAAGGAAAAGCAGGAAUGGCUUCUAUUACUUUAAAACCAAAUAAGUCUCUGGACUUGGAGAAGGUUUAUGAACAAGUUGUAACAUUCUUACCAGCUUAUGCCUGCCCACGAUUUUUAAGAAUUCAGGAGAAGAUGGAAACAACAGGGACAUUCAAACUACAGAAGUUUCAAUUGAUGGAAGAAGGAUUUAGUCCAUUGAAAAUUUCUGACCCACUUUAUUUCAUGGAUAACUUGAAAAAAUCUUAUGUUCCACUGACCAAAGAACUUUAUGAUCAAAUAGUGUUAGGGAAGGUCAAACUUUAAGAAUUUUUACACAUGGGAUUUUCAUGUUUUCUUAGGAGAAGUGAAAGUGUCUGAUUCUUUAACACGAUAUGGGAGGAGGAUAUUAACAUAUGCUGUGUUUUCUUAAUAUGCAACAACUUUUUGCUAAGUAGGAACUUUCAUUUGUUUUAGACCAUAACAAACUUUAGUUGAUUAUUUGUUUUAUCUAUCUGGGGGUUCACUGCAUAACUAAAUAUUUGCUUCAGUCAUAAAGAUUCUAAAUAAUCAGUAGUUAAAAAUUUAGAAACUUACUACAAAUGUACUUUUUACUAUUUAAAGUUUCUAGUUUUGAGUAAAUGGUUAAAUUUUGCUCAAAUGUUUUAUUCUUAUGCACCCUGCCCUAU
This is a messenger RNA of Enhydra lutris kenyoni (northern sea otter), 2222 nucleotides long. RefSeq names its product solute carrier family 27 member 6. The transcript is spliced from 10 exons. Lineage: Eukaryota; Metazoa; Chordata; Mammalia; Carnivora; Mustelidae. Gene Ontology annotation, molecular function: long-chain fatty acid transmembrane transporter activity; long-chain fatty acid-CoA ligase activity. The coding region runs from base 1 to 1860 and encodes 619 amino acids. The record is from RefSeq and is a predicted model, not a curated record.